Molecule: messenger RNA, 525 nt
Organism: Protobothrops mucrosquamatus (brown spotted pit viper)
Lineage: Eukaryota; Metazoa; Chordata; Lepidosauria; Squamata; Viperidae
Product: GTP:AMP phosphotransferase AK3, mitochondrial-like
Exons: 4
Coding region: 64-525 (153 amino acids)
Biological process (GO): nucleobase-containing compound metabolic process
Cellular component (GO): cytoplasm
Molecular function (GO): AMP kinase activity; ATP binding
Source: RefSeq, a predicted model, not a curated record
ACAGAAAUUGGCAUACUGGCUAAGUCAUAUAUUGAAAAAGGGCAACUGAUUCCCGAUGACAUCAUGACCCAGCUGAUGCUGAGCGAGCUGAAAACGCUAGAUCAGAAGCACCUGCUGCUGGAUGGCUUCCCCAGGACUGUCCCACAGGCUGAAUCGCUGGAUAAGGUGUGGCCAAUUGACACCGUGAUUGUUUUAGACGUUCCUUUUGAGACCAUCAAGCAACGUUUGACUGCACGCUGGAUUCAUCCUGCUAGUGGCAGGGUGUACAAUCUUGAAUUCAACCCUCCCAGAGUCUCUGGCCGUGAUGAUCACACAGGGGAGCCUCUUGUUCAGCGUGAUGAUGAUAAACCGGAAACGAUUAUGAAGAGAUUGAAAUCUUAUGAAGCAGAAACCAAACCUGUCCUGGAGUAUUACCGUCAAAAAGGAGUGCUGGAAUCUUUUUCUGGAACAGAGACCAACAAAAUCUGGCCUCAUGUUUAUCGUUUCCUCCAAACGAAGCUGCCUGAAGUGAAUCACACGGGUUGA